AUGGACCUUCAAAGAGCCAAAGAGGCACGGCGGGACGCCGCUCCCGAUUCCCCCAAGAACGACUCGCUAGAUCAUCGGGAUCCGAACAAAAGCAAAGAUCCGGCGCAGGUAAACCAGCAACAUCAGGGCACUCCAUUUACCUGCGACCAUGAUAUGCACCAGGCUUCGUCGGCGUUUCAGCAGCCCGCGUGCAGUAACACCCCCUCGCCUUCCUCACAGGCAAUGCGCAUUCCUCCGGAGCUGGGCCUCAGUGCGGAGGAAUAUAAUUUGUUGCUCACGGCCAAGAGAUACCCCCCAGUCACCAAAAGCACCCUGAGCGAACUCGAUUUGCCUUGUAUCAUGAGCAAUAUCAACCUUCGCAUGGAUGCGAACUUCGACCGCGAUCUCCAUUUCAAACCGGAUCUAGACGGCGAGAAAGGUCGGCGAAAAAGGAAGGAAGCGGCCGACUACUGGGAAGCCAUGGCUACAGAGAUAACUAUCUACGCAUUCUGCGCCGCUCAGCAGCCGCUCACCCCAUGUGGCCAUAUGUGGGCAGACCAGCAGCAAAGCUUCGAGCCUCGACUACCGUCUUUGUUUGACACCUUGCAGGAUGUUCUGAAAACCCUGGUCCCGGAACGAGAUCAUCCUAGUGUGAUGCAAAAUCUCGAGGUACCUUUACUGAUGCAGCAAAUUCGGAAGGGCGUCCUUAAUAUGGUAGACGUGGCGAAUUGGCUCGCAGCAUUGCUCAAGACACAUUGCGCUCCAAUGCGUGAUGAAUGGGCAGACCGUAUGGUGGAACAGAUCAGCUCGGGGUCACGGUCACAGGACUCUUUGGAGAUUGUCCGUGGUCUCCAGACUCUGUUUGCCAUCCUGGAGGCUAUGAAAUUGGACGUUGCAAACCAUCAGAUCCGCGCAUUCCGGGUGCUACUUAUAGAAGACACUAUACCAUUUCUGCAAGAGUAUUUUCGCAGCAAAAUUGAACGGGAUAACUUCCGCGUGGAGUCGUCACGACUAUGGUACCAAGAACUACGUGAACGAGAUUUGACCAGGAUGGAAAAGCCAGACAACUUCCGCCCCCUUACGGUUUUGCUUGGUGGGCUAUCGGAUCUCCUGCUGCAGUUCCAUACUCCGGAAAGUUUCCCGGAAACGUUUAUCUUCGACUCUGAUCGCCUGUGGCAGUUGCGGACCUGUCUGCAGAGCCUAAUCACGCUUGACAUCUGUUGGGAAGUCUUUCAGCGCUGUGUUAAUCCACUCAAACGAUAUCAUCCAGCUCAGGUACAAGCAUACGCCACCUUCCGGUCUCGCAUCGAGUCCUUGAUAGAUGAGAGUGAGGACUGCAGACGACGAUCGCCUCAGUGGAUGCAGAAUAUACGGUGUAUUGCAUUGGAAAUUGCGCAUUUUGCAUGCAAGGCAUAUGGCUGCGAGAUUACUAUGGUACCCGAUAGCGUCAUGGCGCGUAUUGAAAACCAGCUAGAGACCCAUCUGUUGGGCGAGUCAGAACUCUUCCAACACUUCCAAAGUUUAUGGCGUGAAAAUUUGAUGGCGGCCACCAUGGGCUUUGCACAACAGUACCUAACCAUGUCACCUCUGGCUAUCUGCGAAUCUCAACGGAGCCAUCCUCACUCACCAGUCUCACAGCAACACUAUGGCAUUGAACGGAUUGCCAUGCGACUCGCACACAUGGGUGUCCUCCACUGGCGAGUCUGGGCGCCUAUCCUCUACGUGCGCGAAUCCCAGCUCCAAAAGAUCGCCCAAGCAACGGGCAUUCGCUCCGCCGGCCCCAAGGCAGCCCUAAUAAGCCGACUGGAGACGGAGCUCGUGCAAUGCGAGUACCACUCCGUCUCCCCCAAGAGUAAGACGCAACAACAACAACGAAAAAAGCAGCCCCAGAACCUCAGUAUCCUCAGCAUCGACAUGGGUAUCCGCAACCUGGCCUUUGCGCAUCUUCUGGUUCCUAGUAGUGCCAUAGGGAAAACAUGUACUACGCCAACCCUAAACGCCUGGCGCCGAUUGGCCGUCUCGGAUCUACUACUACUACCUGAGCUGGGGUCAACAGGCUGGACAGAGCAGCCAUCUGACAUGGAUGACCUCAACGAAUUAGCUUGUCAAAAGGAGAAAGAUGGGAAAGACAUGUUCCAUCCCUCGCCGUAUGCCAAACAGGCUUAUGUGCUGAUCACGACGCUGCUGGAGAAAUACCAGCCUACUCAUGUCCUCAUCGAGAGACAGCGGUUCCGCUCCGGUGGCGGCAGUGCUGUGCAGGAGUGGACGCUGCGGGUCGGCGUCUUUGAGGGCAUGUUGUAUGCUGUUUUGUAUGCGUUGCGCCGCGAGAGGGGGCGAUCUUCUUCUUCUUCUUCUUCUUCUUCUUCUUCUUCUUCUUCUGGUGGCUCGGCGCCCGUGGUCCUCGGCGUGGAGCCGCAACGCGUGGUCCGGUAUUGGGGGGAUGGGCUUGGCGUGGAGAAGGAGAAGGAGAAAAAGGGGAGGAGUAGUGCGCGCGAGGGGAAGAAGCGGGACGUGAAGGUGGCCGUUUCGGGGGAGGGCGAGCUCCGGCAGUGGGUGGAGGCGUACUUGGCCAAGUGGAAGGGCCAGAAGAGGAGACGCGGUCAGGUGGGUGUGCUUGAUAUUGGGAAGUUGGAUGAUUUGGCGGACUGUCUGUUGCAGGGCGUGACCUGGUUGGAUUGGCAUAUUAUGCGCGAUCGUAUCUUGCGCGAGGGUGUUGGGGCUUUGGAGAUUGAUUGA
This is a messenger RNA of Aspergillus nomiae NRRL 13137, 2715 nucleotides long. RefSeq lists its product as uncharacterized. Lineage: Eukaryota; Fungi; Ascomycota; Eurotiomycetes; Eurotiales; Aspergillaceae. The transcript is spliced from 5 exons. The record is from RefSeq and is a predicted model, not a curated record. Gene Ontology annotation, molecular function: nucleic acid binding. The coding region runs from base 1 to 2715 and encodes 904 amino acids.